This is a messenger RNA of Rhopilema esculentum, 3205 nucleotides long. Its product is annotated as ATP-dependent RNA helicase DHX33. Lineage: Eukaryota; Metazoa; Cnidaria; Scyphozoa; Rhizostomeae; Rhizostomatidae. The record is from RefSeq and is a predicted model, not a curated record. Gene Ontology annotation, biological process: positive regulation of transcription by RNA polymerase I. Gene Ontology annotation, cellular component: nucleolus; intracellular anatomical structure. Gene Ontology annotation, molecular function: ATP binding; helicase activity; double-stranded RNA binding.
CUUUUUGGUUGCUGUUGCUGCUGCUACAUCGUGGGGCCUGUAGGCUGGCGGGAGAGCUUGCAGAACACUCAACAUCAUAACGGCAUUUACCUUCAAUGUAAGAACGUUGUACCAAAUGUUACCUUUCUGUUCGCUAAAAGGAUGACAAAGAAUCCUGAAAAUAUCAAUGGGGAGCCAGCUCCAAAAAAGACACGACUAGAUAGUCAGAAUGUUGGAACAACUGUUGCUAGGCCCAAUAACAACUCCACGGAUGGGCUCAAAGUCAAUGGUCAUGUUCAUGACAGGCAGCGUCUUGAACAUGCUAAGAGAAAAUUGAAAGAAGAAAGGCGACGAUUGCCAAUUUAUUUUGGUAAAAAACAACUAAUUUCAGAGGUGCAAAGGAAUGAAAAUGUAAUAAUUAUGAGUGAAACUGGUAGUGGGAAAACGACCCAAGUGCCUCAAUAUUUGUUCGAGGCAGGGUUUGCAAAUUCUGGAGUGAUUGGUUGCACACAGCCAAGGAGGGUAGCAGCAAUAUCCAUAGCUGACAGGGUAGCCAAAGAAAUGGGAGUUUCAUUAGGAAGUCUUGUUGGUUUUACUGUCAGGUUCGAAGAACAUAGUGGCCCUAGAACGAAAAUUAAGUAUAUGACUGAUGGAAUAUUGCUUCGUGAAGCUAUUGCCGAUCCACUGCUUAAGAAAUAUAGCAUAAUUAUUCUAGAUGAGGCACAUGAAAGAACAAUACAUACAGAUGUCUUGUUUGGGGUGGUAAAACAAGCACAAAAGCUACGCAAAGAGAAUAAAAUCAACAAACUGAAGAUCAUCAUCAUGUCUGCAACUUUGGAGGCUGAGCAUUUUGCACAAUAUUUCAAUAAUGCAAAAGUACUAUAUGUCGAAGGACGGCGGCACCCAAUCAGAAUGAUGUAUGCUGUCGACCAGCAAACAGAUUAUAUUCAUUCAGCUCUUGUUUCUACAUUGCAAAUUCACCAGCAACACGGAUUUGGAGAUGAUAUUUUGGUGUUCCUAACUGGACAAGAGGAAAUUGAGUCCCUAUCCAAGCUUUUAAUUGACUGCUCUAGUCAGCUGGACCAGAAUUUUCAGAAGAUCACUGUUUGCCCAUUGUUUGCUGCACUUCCACCAGCUUUGCAAAUGAAGGUAUUUGAAAAAACUAAACCAGGUCACAGGAAGAUUAUUCUUGCAACAAACAUUGCAGAGACUUCAAUAACAAUUCCUGGGGUGAAAUAUGUCAUUGACACUGGGAUGGUAAAAGUCAAAGGUUACAACCCUCAAAAUGGAUUGGAUAUGCUAAUAAGAGAGCCUGUAUCAAAAGCUCAGGCACGACAAAGAGCUGGUAGAGCUGGCCGUGAGUGCCCUGGUAUUUGCUAUCGACUGUAUACAGAAGAUUCUUUUAAAGCCCUUGCCCAAUCCUCAGUGCCAGAAAUAAAAAGAUCCAAUUUAUCAAGUGUUGUUCUCAAUUUACUUGCAAUGGGCAUUUCUGAUUUGUCAUCUUUUGAUUUCAUGGAUCCACCAUCAACAAUGGCCAUUCAAAAUGCUAUUGAAGAACUGGUUUUACUUGGGGCAGUGGAAUCUGCUCAAACUGAAAAGUUAACAGAAACUGGAAAAAUUAUGGCCAACUUCCCGUUAGACCCAAAGUUUGCCAAAUGUAUAUUGACUGCACGUGGAGAAGGUUGCACGGAAGAGAUGUUAACAAUCGUUGCCGUGUUGUCGGUCGAAUCCAUUACAUAUUCGCCAUCUGAUAAAAGAGAUGAAGUAAACAGAGUGCGACAAAAGUUUCUUUCGUCAGAGGGUGAUCACGUGAGUUUGCUUAACAUAUUUAAAGCCCAUAAACACGUGAAAGGCAACCCUGAUUGGUGCAUGGAGCAUUUCAUAAACACAAGGGCAAUGAAAACUGUUCAUAAUAUUCGCAGCCAGCUGCGGGAACUUUGUCAAAGACUAGACAUACAAUUGACCAGCUGUGGAAAGGACUUCACCAAACUUAGACGGUCUUUAGCUGCGGGGCUCUUUACUUGCUGUGCGGAGUUGCAAAGAGACGGUACUUAUCAGACUGUUGUUCAAAAACAGCCAGUCAGCAUCCACCCCUCAUCAGCCUUGUUUCGUUGUAAGGCUGCCUACGUUGUUUAUACGGAGCUCGUUAAGACUUCGAAGUGCUACAUGAGAAAUUUAAGUGUAGUGGACCCGCAGUGGCUGAUAGAUGCUUGCCCAAGGUAUUUUCGUAAUCAGAAACUGCUUCCCCAGUCCGUUUCUAGUUAAUAUAUUCCAUAAAGUUUAAUUAAUGUAAUCAUGUCUUUUACAUUUCUUCUGCUUUUUAUUCAUAAAAGAAGAUUAUAAUCUAUCAAUUAAGUAACCUGUACGUAGCUGUUUUAGGCUGUGUUCCGUAAACGGCGCGCAGUGAGAGGUUUUUGCGUUGAAUAAUUAUUCUAUAAGCCAGAGACGGAUUUCAGCGGCAAGGAUGGAGGGAUCGUUUGAUAAUGAUGGGGGCUACAGCUUACGGCUAAUGAAAAGCACAAAAGCCUAUAUUUUAAGGUUUCAUCAUUCUAACGAAUUAGGACUUAAGACUUGUCACAAAAGAAUGAAGAUUGUACUUCAAUGAAAAAGAAAUUAUUCUCCCCCACAUUUUUCCACCACUGUCCGUUGAAUAAGCUCUACUUGUGCCUGCUUGUAUUCUCAAGGCAAUGUUUCCCGCAAGCGGUGCUCCAAAGUCUAUCGGAAUUUUGAAUAAACGGAAUUAUUCAAGGUAAUAGAUAUUUUCAAUAACGUUUUCCAUGAAAACAGUGAUGCUCAAUGAUGAUGUUUUCAGUUUUUAACAGAUCCCUAUUGACUGCUAGAUUUGCUCACUGGUGCCUUUCUCGUUACGGGCACAUUGUUUUGUGGAUAUAAAUAGGUUUAGGGGGGGGGAGGGGGGGAUCUGAUAAAUAGGUCAGAUACAGUUCUGAGCCUUAAUACCUUUUCUAUCGUUAAGCGCAAGAAUCAUAUAUUUUUUGUAUUGUAAUGGUUCGUCUUGAAAGCCUUAAUAUGUAUUACGAAAGCCUGCCGCUUGCUUUCUCUAGAGCAAAAAUUUAUCGUUAUCCUGCUAUGUCUUUUUAUACUAAGAAGAGUGUUUUUGAAAUACUUUGAGAUAAAAAAUUCAUUAUUAUUUGAACCCGUUUUACGUGCUCGCACAUAAAACAUAAGUCAUUAACUGUUCUUGUCAUUUUAUAUUCGUUCUAACUUG